UUACAACCCCAUCAUUUGCUUUGCUUUUGUUGUUCUCUAUUUCUGCUCGUCCUACUUUGCCGGGAAAAUACCCGCCUUUUCCCCGAAAAUUCAUCCAGAAAUCCUUCACUCGAAUUUCAGUGUUUAGGUCAGGUUUCUAAUGUUUCAUGCUUGACGAGAAAAUGACUAAUGGGAAAAUGAAUAUUGAGCAAAGCUGAACUUCAUGGUUUAGCUAAACUAUAUCAGUGAUGAGAUGGCGGACGAUUCAAUUGAUCACGCCUCACUCAUUCCAGCAUCUGAAUUACUUUUUCAUACUGUCCUUAGUAUAUCUGAUGUCACCAGAACAGCCAAUCAGAUUCUGAUUCAGAAGGAUAAUUUCAGAAAACUCUCAACUUACCUGGAGAAAGUCUCAUUAAUAUUAAAAGGACUAUCAAAAGAAGACAUACACCAUGCAGAAAGCUUGAAAAAUUCCCUGGGUGUCCUGAACCAAGAAGUUAAAGUUGCUAGACAGCUGGUUUCUGAGUGCAACUGCAAGAGUAAGAUUUAUCUUUUGAUCAGUUGCAGAAAGAUUGCUGAGAAUUUGGAGUGUUGUACGAAAAACAUAAGCCGAGCAGUGAGCCUCAUCCCCCUCACCUCUUUGGAUGUUUCUUCUGGUCUAAGUAAACAAAUAAGUGAGCUAUGCCAGAACAUGUUAGAUGAUGAGUACAGAGUAACUGCAGCAGAAGAGGAAAUUCUGGAGAAACUUGAGUUAGCAAUACAAGAAGGAAAUGCUGAGCGAUCUCAUGCAAAUCAGUUGCUAGCUCGUAUUGUGGAUGUCAUUGGGAUCUCAACUGAGCAUGCUGUUAUAAAGAGAGAAUUUAAAGAGUUGAAAGGUGACAUGCAAAUUGCCGCGUCCAGAAGAGAUAUAGCAGAAGCUCUCCAUAUGGAGCAGAUUGUUGGAUUGCUUGAAAAAGCUGAUUCCGUUACUUCAUCACAAGAUAAGGAGAAGAGGUAUUUUGAAAAGCGAAACUCCCUGGGACGACAACUGUUGGAGCCGUUGCAUUCGUUUUACUGUCCAAUCUCACUUGAUAUCAUGGAAGAUCCUGUGGAGACUUCUUCCGGCAAGACAUUUGAGAGAAAGGCAAUAGAGAAGUGGCUUGCAGAAGGGAACAACAACUGUCCCUUAACCAUGUUGCCUCUGGAUGCUUCAAAAUUAAGACCUAAUAAGACUCUUCGACAGUCAAUUCAAGAAUGGAAAGAUAGGAACACCAUUAUUACCCUUUCGGCUCUUAAGUCCAAACUUGAGAGUGAUGAUGAAGAGGAAAUGCUUAAAUCCUUGGAAAAAUUGCAGGGCCUCUGCUUGGAAAGACAGAUGCACCGGGAAUGGGUAAAAAUGGAGAAUUACAUCACAACUCUGAUCAAGCUCCUCGGUGCUAAGAAUAGAGAAAUAAGAAAGCGUGUUCUCUCCAUCCUGUCUUUGCUUGCAAAGGACAACGAAGAGAAUAAGGAAGAUAUUGCUAAAGUUGAUAAUGCACUAGAAUCAAUUGUUCGCUCACUUGCACGUCAAAUAGAGGAAAGCAAGCUAGCAGUGGAGUUGCUCUUAGAAUUGUCUAGAAGUACUGCAGUGCGUGAUCUCAUAGGUGAUGUUCAAGGAAGCAUGCUCCUCCUGGUAAGAAUGUUAAGCAGUGAUGAUGUUGAAGCAGACCACAAUGCAAGUGAGCUUCUGGAUAACCUCUCUUUCCUUAACCAGAAUGUUAUAGAGAUGGCGAAAGCAAAUUACCUCAAGCCUUUGCUGCGGAACCUUUCUUCAGGAACAGAAAAUGUGAAGAUAAUCAUGGCCAAAACUUUAUCAGAGAUUGAAUUGACUGACCAGAAUAAAAUAUCAAUAGUCAGAGAUGGGGCACUGCAGCCACUUCUUCAGUUGCUCUCUAAUUCUGAUGUGAAAAUCAAGGAAAUAGCUGUGAAAGCUCUUCUGCAGUUUUCAAGCUUGCCAGAAAAUGGGCUACAUAUGAUUAGGGAGGGUGUUGCUCAAUCACUAUUUGAGCUGCUAUAUCGUCACAGUUUACAGUCACCGACUCUGCGGGAACAGGCGGCUGCCACUAUGAUGCAUCUUGCUAUGUCAACUACUCAUCAACGAGCUGAUGAAGUUCAGGUUUCAUUGUUAGAUUCUGAGGAUGACGUAUUUAAAUUCUUCUCACUUGUUUCCUUCACAGGACCUGAUAUACAAAGCAAGAUUCUGAAAACUUUCAUGGCAAUGUGCCAAUCUCCCUCUGGUCUCACCAUCAGAGAAAGGUUAAGACAGCUCUCAGCUGUCCAAGUAUUAGUUCACUUGUUAGAGCUCGAUAACCAAACUGUGCGGGCAAAUGCCAUGAAGCUGUUCUAUUACUUAACAGAAGGCGGUGAUUGCAGAAACUUUACAUCACAUGUAACUGCAAGGUGUAUUAAUGUCUUGCUCACCAUCAUCAGGACUACCGAUGAUGCAGAAGAGAUUGUUUCUGCUAUGGGUAUCAUCUCAAGACUCCCAAAGGAACCCCAUAUAAACCAGUGGCUUUUAGAUUCUGGCGCAGUUAAAAUUAUCUUGGAUUGUCUCUUGGAUCAACAUAAACAUGCCUCGCACAAACGGCAACUCAUUGAGAACUCUGUUCAAGCUCUUUGCCGUUUUACUGUCUCAACAAACGUAGAGUGGCAGAAGACAAUAGCUCAAGAGGGCAUCAUCCCUAUCCUGGUGCAAUUGCUGGAUUCCGGGACAUCUCUGUCGAAACAACAUGCAGCCAUUUCAAUCAAGCAGUUUUCAGAAAGCUCACGACUCUUAAGCAAGCCUAUAAAAAAGCCAGGUAUAUUCAAAUUCUGCUUCGUAGCUUAUGAAACCGGUUGCCCAGCACACCAGGGCGCCUGUACAGUUGAGUCUUCAUUCUGUAUGAUAGAGGCUGAUGCUUUGAAGCCCCUUGUGAGGAUGCUUGAAGAGCAAGAUAUUGGAACAUGCGAAGCUUCCUUAGAUGCACUUUUGACUUUGAUUCAUGGGGAAGCACCACCGGGUGGGUGUAAGGUACUUGCAGAGGCAAAUGCUAUUACUCCGCUGUUAAAUUUAUUGAGUCUUCAGUCUGCCAGAUUGGUGGAAAAAAUUCUAGUAGCUUUAGAGAAAAUAUUUCUAGUCGAUGAAAUAAAGAUUAAAUAUAAAGCUUUAGCCACGAUGCCAUUGGUAGAGGUAACCCAGAGGAAAGAUAGUCGCUUGAGAAGUCUUGCUGCCAGAGUCCUUGCACAAUUGGGUGUACUUGAGAAACAGUCUUCUUAUUUUUAAUAAAUAUCAUUCAAAACCCCACUUGCUUAUUCAUUUUUUAUACCUUAGUAUUUCUUAAUAAGUGGUUGCUCUGUAUUUCAAGGCAAAAAGUAGGAUAUAGAGAUAAGAAAGCUUUACAUAAUUAUUGUCUUCCGUGUUUAAUGUGUAGCUGUUUGGCUUUUCGUCUUUCAAACCAGCAAAGUUCACAUUAUUCUGAAAAUAUUGUUUCUUGUGGAAUGGAGUAAAUGCUUCUCA
Molecule: messenger RNA, 3490 nt
Organism: Neltuma alba
Lineage: Eukaryota; Viridiplantae; Streptophyta; Magnoliopsida; Fabales; Fabaceae
Product: U-box domain-containing protein 43
Exons: 5
Coding region: 233-3256 (1007 amino acids)
Biological process (GO): protein ubiquitination
Molecular function (GO): protein binding; ubiquitin-protein transferase activity
Source: RefSeq, a predicted model, not a curated record